Aspergillus oryzae RIB40 is the source of this 309-nucleotide messenger RNA. RefSeq lists its product as uncharacterized. The transcript has 2 exons. The coding region runs from base 1 to 309 and encodes 102 amino acids. Lineage: Eukaryota; Fungi; Ascomycota; Eurotiomycetes; Eurotiales; Aspergillaceae. The record is from RefSeq and is a predicted model, not a curated record.
AUGCCUGGGAAUAGUGCGCCCGAGAAGCAUGUACUGUUAUCCCAGCAUCCUAUUCUUUGUGGCUUGUUUUUGUUUCACCUCAAUAUUCGAAUCCAGUCUGCAGGCCAACAGCUCAUCACUCAGUGGUACGAUGUCCAGCAACUGGCAUUGUUAUACAAUCUUGUGAAAGUUCAAACGCACAAGAACCUGAGCUGGCCUGAUAUGGAGGCUUUCAUCGAGAUUCACGGCGAGUCUCAUAUAUUCAUCGGGUCUCGGCCAAAAAAGGCUGGCGAGUCUUUGAACAGACUUGAAUUGGCCACAGGUCUAUGA